Messenger RNA from Populus euphratica (Euphrates poplar), 937 nucleotides. RefSeq names its product protein arv1 homolog. Bases 61 to 768 code for a protein of 235 amino acids. Gene Ontology annotation, cellular component: cortical endoplasmic reticulum; Golgi apparatus. NCBI's taxonomy places the organism in Eukaryota, Viridiplantae, Streptophyta, Magnoliopsida, Malpighiales, Salicaceae. The transcript is spliced from 9 exons. The record is from RefSeq and is a predicted model, not a curated record. Gene Ontology annotation, biological process: intracellular sterol transport; regulation of plasma membrane sterol distribution; sterol metabolic process.
AACCGGUAACAGUAGAAAGGUUGUAGGAUGCAGACUGAGGGAGCGAGAGAGUGAAAAAAGAUGGAGCCUAGAUGUGUAGAGUGUGGAUUUCCGAUCAAAACUCUUUUCGUCCAAUACUCACCUGGCAAUAUUCGGCUCAUGAGAUGUGAGAAUUGCAAAGCAGUUGCAGACGAGUACAUCGAAUGUGAAUUUAUGAUUAUUUUGAUUGAUCUGAUUCUGCACAAAACAAAAGCGUAUAGACAUCUUCUCUUCAAUGUAAUUAAUCAGCAUACGGUCAAUUUUGAGGGCUGCUUUGCAGGGUUCGUUAUGGAAGUCAAUCUUUGCGUUUCUCCUUCUGGAUGCUUAAGUCUGCUUUUGAAAAGAAAUGAGGGAGAGUGGGGUUCUUCCAUGAGUUUUUCUUCAAUUGUUUGGACAUUCCAAGAGAUUGUCCAGGAUGUCUUUGUCGGAAAUUUUGUGUUUUUCUGUAUUUUUCUUCUUUCAAUGAGGCUGAUGCUAAACACGACGAUUCAAAUCUCCAGGUGCAAAGACAUUUUGCUUGCCGUCCUAGUUUCAAGUUACUUCAAGAUUUUUCUUAUUGCCACAAUGGUUUGGGAAUUUCUAUCUUCUGUGAUCUUCAUCAUUGAUUUAUUUGUUUUAUCAUCCAACACCGUGGCAUUAAAAGUGAUCACAGAUUCAGCCAUGAAUAGAUGCAUUGCAGUCUGCUUCUGUGCACAGGCUCUUAAGUUGCUUGUCACUCAGGUGCCCGCUCGGAGAUUGUUGAGAUUUUAAAGCAUUGAUUGUUCAUUUUCAUUAUAUGAAAGCACAUCAUGCUAUGCCUAGUCAUUUCAGUUAAAAAACUAGUUGUCUUAUUUUUAAACGUGAGGAGUGCAGAUUUUAAACCCAAAAUCGCAAAUAUUGAAGUUCGAGAAAUGUAAUUGUGUCUUGGAGCCCCUUCAAA